GUGUAGCGUGAGACUUCGUCGCAGCGGGCUAUUGUGGUCUCCGCUUUUCAUAAAAACAUUUUAAAUGUACGUGUCAUUUGGUUCAGAGUACUUGCAAGGUUGAACUGUUAUGUUCUUUUCGAGUCUUUUCAUCGUCUUAAAACAGUAACGAAAUCAUGGAAAAGGCAUUCAGUGGAUCGCAUCCAGGGAGCACUGCAAGUAAACGCAACUCAUCAGUUGAUCGGGGGAAUCCCACACGGAGCCUGGGGAGAAGCGGCUCUCACUGUCCGGGAGCAAGAGCAGCUACGCGAGUGAGCGGGAGCGGUGGGUCAGUGUCGGGAGGCACUUGUGGUAACGCUUCUCAAUCCCAAAAGCGACAUCUGGAAGGGACCUUGAAUAAAUACACGAAUUUACUUCAAGGCUGGCAAAACAGGUACUUUGUGCUGGAUCCUGAACUUGGCCAGUUGCAGUAUUUCAUUAAUGAAAACAGCAAGAACCAGAAACCCAGAGGCUCUUUGCCUUUGAUUGGGGCCUUGGUUGCACCUAGUGACGAAUUACCGUUCAUGUUUACCAUCUACGCCGCUAACGGAGAGCACUUUAAGCUCAGAGCAUCUGACACACGGGAACAACAGUUAUGGAUGACCCAGCUACAGCUCUGUGCCCGGCGCCACUCUGACACAAGUGCCAAGGGCCGUUCUUCAUCCUCUACCUCCUCAUCCUCCUCCUCCUCCUCCUCCGCGGCCGGCCGGACUCGCAGCUUCUCCCUGCACCCAUACCCCGCCCCACCCACAGCCUCCACCUACUCUUCCUCUUCCUGCUCACCCGCUGGCCAGAGACAGGCCCCCAACCCCGGGGGUCCCGGCUCCAUCAUCACCAUCACCCACCACAAGUCCCCCACCGCUGCCAGCCGCACCAGGACUCAGCAGCCUGCGCGUCUGCACCAGGUCAAAGAGGUGAUGUCGCAAGCUGAAGGCCAACAAAAGAACCUGGUCCACUCUAUUGAGUCUCUGCCGAGUCGCGGACCAUUGUCCUCCCUGGACCAAGACCUGCUGCUGCUGAAGGCCACGUCUGCAGCCACACUCAGCUGCCUGGGAGAGUGCUUCAGCAUCCUGCAGCACAAUGUCACCCAAGCUGCCCAGAACAUCGCUCAGAGUCAGUCUCAGCCUGCACAGAACCACACACACAGCCUGCCCACAGACAACAUCUCUGGCUGGUCACGGCCCAAGCCGCCUGCAGUGGAGCAGGUGAAGAACGGAGGACUGACCGCCUUGUCCAACUCUACUGGCAAGCAACCAUCCUCCCCCGCACACAGGAACUCAGAGCUGCACAAAGACCCCAAGCAUCCCAGCCCAGAGGCAGUGGAUCCUACGGAGGAGACCACGGACACAGAGGACAAUGAAGAGGAAGACUUGGGUGUACUGGACGACCAGCGAAGCAUCAUCCUUCAUUUGCUUUCUCAGCUCAAACUGGGCAUGGACCUCACACGGGUGGUCUUGCCUACAUUCAUUCUGGAGAAGCGGUCUCUGUUGGAGAUGUAUGCUAAUUUCAUGGCUCAUCCAGACAUGUUCUUGGCUAUUACAACAGGAGCAACCCCGGAGGAACGCAUAGUGCGUUUUGUGGAAUAUUAUUUGACUGCUUUCCAUGAGGGACGUAAAGGAGCGGUAGCAAAAAAACCCUACAACCCCAUCCUCGGUGAGACUUUCCACUGCACCUGGGAUGUUCCCCGAGAAUGCGUACGGCCCCUCAGGUCAAACAGCUCUGCCCAGGCCGCUACCACCGGCCCUGCUCCCACGACCAGCGAACUGGGACGCACGGCGGACGCGGGCGACUGCUACCGUCUUCGCUUUGUGGCCGAGCAGGUCUCCCAUCAUCCUCCAGUGUCUGCAUUUUACUGUGAAUGCAAGGAACACGGCAUGUCUGUCAAUACUCACGUUUGGACCAAGAGCAAGUUCAUGGGAAUGUCCAUUGGAGUGUCAAUGGUCGGAGAAGGGGUCCUCCACCUCCUGGAGCAUAAUGAGGAGUACUUGUUUACUCUGCCCUGUGCUUAUGCCCGCUCCAUCCUCACUGUGCCCUGGGUGGAGCUUGGGGGGAAGGUCUCCAUUAGCUGUGUUAAGAGUGGCUACUCAGCCACAGUCACCUUCCACACAAAACCCUUCUAUGGAGGAAAAGUACACAGGGUGACAGCAGAGGUCAAGCACAAUCCGACAGGUACAAUCGUGUGUAAAGCUCAGGGAGAGUGGAAUGGAACUCUGGAGUUCACCUAUAGCAGUGGAGAAACCAAAGUGAUUGACACUUCUAAACUGCCAGUAAUUAAAAAGAAAAUUCGACCAGUAGAAAAACAAGGCCCAUUUGAGUCAAGGCGACUGUGGCAGCAUGUGACCUCGGCACUGAAAACAGGGAACAUGGACACCGCCACAGAGCACAAGCACCAGCUGGAGGAACGCCAGCGCAGCGAGGAGAGGCAAAGAGCUGCCACCAACACACCCUGGAAACCCAAGUACUUCAUCAAAGAGGGGGAAGGCUGGGUGUACCACAAUCCUCUGUGGAAGACUCACUGAUGUUGUUCAAACGGAGGAACAUUCCAGCUGUCCGUCACAGAGCCCAGCCAAAAGAUGGGCGUGGCCAUACAAGAAAAGGGCUGGCCAAUGAUCGGGACAAGAGGAACAAGACUGCAAAGGACAAGAAAGAGGGUCAAAUAAUUUUCUGAUACAUUUCUUGAAAGUGACCAGUGCCAAACUACAUAUUGUACACCGGAAUGGGGGAGCUAGGCAGCUACCCAGAGACCUGCUGUGGUCUUGUAGAUGCUUGUAAGGAUAGGCAGAUGUGGAUGAAAAUGGCCAAACAUAACAUUUUAGUAUAACAUCUGUGAAUCUAGAUUAGUCUUUGAAGUUUUUUUUUUUUUUUCCACUCACAGAUACGACACACUGAUGUCACAGGUUCUUUACAUUAAUCGCCAAUACAUCAGAUAAUGAAAGCUUAGAGGAGACAAAUGACAUUAAAGACAGCGAAUCGUUAAAACACUACGUACCAGGUACCAUUCAGCCGGAUAAACUUGUUUGCAGUUGCCAAUAGAACACUGGUUUUUUAUGCUUUCUGUACCAGUUUCUCUGGAACUGGCCAAGGUAAGGAUAGCAUAAUAAAGAAUAAGGAUAAGAGUAAAAAGAGAGAUAAAGGUGUACACUACAAGGUGUUUAAAUGUAGAAACUGUAAAACCCAUCAGAACAGAGUCCCUGGUGAUAAUGUGGAGGUCACGCAGAGGCUCUGCUCUGAAACUAAAACCUUCACUUCUUUAGUGAGCAAAAGGAGAGACAGAUCAGAUGACGACAGUGGAAAUGUCAGCAAAGGAAAGAAAAACAGACACUUUUCUCAAGUCUCUACUUUUAGACCUUACAGUAAGUGUAUCUGUAAUUCUGGAACAAACCAGAUCUUUGUGUGAAUGGCAAAUGUUUUGGAAUAACGUCACAUAUUACAUUAUGUAAUUAAACUCUGGAGAGAGUGACGCAGUAGUUAUACAAAAGCCAUCUUGUGAAAGAAACCCCCGGCUGAGGAGAAGGGAAGGCAGACGACUGAGAAAACUUUUGGUUUUGUCGUGUUGUUACUGAGCGAUUGUGCCAUUAUAUAAUUUGAGACUGAUAAGAUUAAAUUGGUGAAUACCUCAGUAAUGAAUAAUGGUUUCCUGACUCUUUGAAUUCCUCAUUGGUUUCUGGAGUAUGUCAGUUAGAUGAAGUCUCCUCCAGGGAUGGUUUUUAACUUUGAAGUGAGUAGUGGCCAACAAGGAGGAUAAAAGAGUGAUUUAGAUUAAAGGAUCAUUUGAGGUUUUUUUUUUUCUUUCAUACAAAUAUGUAGUGAGCAUGUAUGCAUGGAUUUUUUCUCACCCAGAAUUUUCCCACAUCAGCUUUUUUUUUAUAAACACAUAAAGAAAGCAACACACACAGUACUUAUUAAGCCCAGGAAUUUGAAUGUGAAACUUUUCCGUUCUAAUGGUUGCGAUUUAGGGACUGAAACAGGUUGUCUAAUGUUGUCCUCUUGGUUCUCCCACAGCAGACCUGGUCAAAUCAGCUAAAUUUCCAUGAACUUAUCAAGCAACUCCUGUUGUCAGUUAGAUAAAGUCAAAUAAUAAUGCAAUUAUUAAUGCGUUUGCAACUACAAAACAAAGUUUGUUUAGUAUCUUGUCAUUUCUGGGCACAGGCAUGUAACAAUUUUCGUUUAGUAAGAUGUCUUGAAAGUCAGAUUUUGUUUAUUCUGCAAAUAUUUUUUGAGAGCAUUAAAUCAAAUACGCAGAUUUGCUAUAUUUUGGAAUUAUAGUCAGCUUGUAUUGAUCUGAAUCGUUGUAUUUAUUAUUCUAUUGCUGCAUUCAUAGAAUGUAUAUGGAACAGAUCCAAGCAAAUGUUUUGUUGGGCUGAAUCAAACGGAACAUUUCCUUUUCUUCUGAAAUAAGAUGUCUACCUUUUGAAAAAUAUUUUAAACAAACGCUAAUAACUGAAUUGUAAGCUGUGACCAGUAUUGUGGCAGUUCUUGCGCAACUUGGUCUUUUUUUGUGUUGUUUUGUUUUUUUUUGUUUUUCUGUACAGAUUGUAUUGUUGACCACAGACAUGAACAAGCAGCACUUUUGUUUUGUGGGUUGAUGUGGGAGGUGUUUGUCUGGAUUUAUUCUACACUUAGAAGCACUUUUGCAUGUCUGGAGGAGGAGAGCACAGGAGUGGAAGCAGAAACAGUGGAACGGAGAUCCAAUGUUGCCUAUGUCAUUUCAGUGUUGUGUGAGUGACAUCAGCUUCCUGUGUUUGUGAGUGUAUAUAGGAGGUGUGCACUGAUUGAUAUGUACAGAGAAAGCUAUGAACCAAAAUUGUGUUCCACUCAGUUCACAGACUAUGCAACGAUUAGUUUCAUUGUCUGUGGAUUGGGAGGGAAGCAGGAUUUGAAUUUACGUAUUGGUUUAAAUAAAGAUACCCUGAUGAAAACGC
This is a messenger RNA of Chanos chanos (milkfish), 4940 nucleotides long. It is a transcript of the gene osbpl10b, whose product is annotated as oxysterol binding protein-like 10b. Gene Ontology annotation, molecular function: cholesterol binding. Gene Ontology annotation, cellular component: membrane; cytosol. Lineage: Eukaryota; Metazoa; Chordata; Actinopteri; Gonorynchiformes; Chanidae. The transcript has 12 exons. The coding region runs from base 156 to 2537 and encodes 793 amino acids. The record is from RefSeq and is a predicted model, not a curated record.